CACAACGUACAAUUAAAACAUAAUGGGCAGAACAAGUUGUUCUGUUCUUCUAUCCUUUCUCAUUCUGUCAUUCUUUGUGGUUGAAAUCCAUGGAAAUGGACAAGUUCGAGCUCUUGGGAAUCUUCAAAAGUCCAAGUUCAGAGGAAGUUCACAAAUUGAUAUGAGUGAGUUUGAGGUACAAGAGCUUGAGCAUGAUAACAUUGUUCAUUCUCAGGAUGGCAUGAAAGAGAAAGAUAGGAUUUUGAGGCUUCCAGGACAGCCCCAAGUGAAGUUUUCUCAAUAUGGAGGGUAUGUCACAGUGAAUAAAUUGGCUGGUCGUGCCUUUUAUUAUUACUUUGUUGAAGCUCAACGUUCUAAAGAAACACUCCCUCUUCUUCUUUGGCUCAAUGGAGGUCCCGGAUGUUCAUCUCUUUCCUAUGGAGCAAUGCAAGAACUUGGACCUUUUCGAGUAAAUAGUGACGGCAAAACACUACACAUAAAUAGAUAUUCGUGGAACUAUGCUGCAAAUGUCUUGUUCCUCGAGUCACCUGUUGGGGUAGGAUUUUCUUAUUCAAACAGAUCAACAGAUUAUGAUACCAAUGGAGAUAGGAGAACAGCUGCAGAUAACUAUUUGCUCUUGGUCAAUUGGUUGGAGAGGUUUCCAGAAUAUAAGAAUAGAGAGUUUUAUAUUUGUGGGGAGAGCUAUGCUGGACAUUAUGUCCCUCAACUUGCACAUACCAUUCUCUAUCAUAACAAAAUGGCAAAUAAGACAAUCAUCAAUCUCAAAGGAAUCUUGAUUGGGAAUGCAGUGAUCAACGAUGAAACUGACGUGAAAGGAAUGGUUGAUUUUCUUGCUAGCCAUGCAAUCAUAUCAGACCAAGCAGCGUAUGAUAUCAACAAAGCUUGUGAUUUCUCAUCACAUAAUGAGACAAGUAGUGAAUGUAAGGCAGCCUCGGAUGAACUUGACAGAGAUCUUGCAUUCAUUGAUUUAUACAACAUUUAUGCUCCCCAAUGCAAAAAUUUCAAUCUCACGGCCCAGCCCAAGAAGAACUCUAUUGUGAUUGAUCCAUGUAGUGAGUAUUAUGUGUAUGCAUAUCUUAACAGAGAAGAUGUUCAAGAGGCCCUCCAUGCCAAUGUCACAAAGCUCAAAUAUGACUGGGAACCCUGCAGUAAUGUCAUUACAAAGUGGGUUGAUGCCCCUUCAACAGUCCUUCCCCUUUUACAUGAAUUCCUAAAUAAUAGCCUUAGGGUUUGGAUUUUCAGUGGUGACAUAGAUGGAAGAGUGCCUGUUACUUCAACCAAGUAUUCCAUUAAUAAGAUGAAGCUUCCCAUUAAAACUACUUGGUACCCUUGGCUCGCCUAUGGAGAGGUUGGUGGCUAUACACAAGUAUAUGAGGGAGGCCUAACAUUUGCUACGGUGAGAGGAGCAGGGCAUCAAGUGCCAAGUUACCAACCAGCAAGAGCCCUUUCUUUGAUCAAAUAUUUCUUAGACGGAUCUCCACUUCCUCAUCCUAAAAGAAUAUGAUUAAUGUAAUCCUGUUUUCAAUAAUUGCUAUAGUUAUGAUUAGUUUAUGUUCAAAUUAUAGAAAUUUAAGUAUGGAACGAAGAAAAG
Molecule: messenger RNA, 1591 nt
Organism: Gastrolobium bilobum
Lineage: Eukaryota; Viridiplantae; Streptophyta; Magnoliopsida; Fabales; Fabaceae
Product: serine carboxypeptidase-like 40
Exons: 7
Coding region: 23-1504 (493 amino acids)
Biological process (GO): proteolysis
Cellular component (GO): vacuole
Molecular function (GO): serine-type carboxypeptidase activity
Source: RefSeq, a predicted model, not a curated record